Molecule: messenger RNA, 282 nt
Organism: Penicillium vulpinum
Lineage: Eukaryota; Fungi; Ascomycota; Eurotiomycetes; Eurotiales; Aspergillaceae
Exons: 3
Source: RefSeq, a predicted model, not a curated record
AGCCCCUCCGAUACGAUUAUUAUCACCGAUAACGAGGAAUUACUAAGCCUCGAGCUAGGUAGCUCACGACCUCGGAGGGCCCCUCGCUGUGAUUACAGUUAUCGAGAUUUUGAGAGUAUAAUCGUCGAAUCAGUCGCUAAUAAGACGGAUACGACACUAUCACGUAAAUAUAAAAGAACCGAAACGAAAGAGCUAUCUACUUUAACUAGGAAAACGCCUUUAAGGAGCUCCGGGGGGCGGUUAGCUGUAAAAUACAACGGCUAUAAGAGAAAAAUUGUCUAG